Messenger RNA from Entrophospora sp. SA101, 915 nucleotides. NCBI's taxonomy places the organism in Eukaryota, Fungi, Glomeromycota, Glomeromycetes, Entrophosporales, Entrophosporaceae. The record is from the annotation of a GenBank genome assembly.
AUGUUUCCUGAUGCAAAUCCAUUGGCUGUAGAUAUGUUGGAGAAGUUGUUAACAUUUAAUCCUACAAAGAGAGUUACCGUCGAAGAAGCUUUAACACAUCCUUAUUUGGAACCUAACUAUAUAACAGACAAUGCAUUUAAAAAGAUAAGAGAACACCAAGACUAUGAAAGCAUGAAUUAUUUAAGAUUAAAUGAACAACUUUGUGCUAUUCACUACAUGAAAGAAGAUUUUGGUUUAUUAAUGCAAAAAAUUGAAAAUUUGGAAAUGAAAAUUGAAGAAAUUGAAAACAUGUUUGAUGCAAAUAAUGACCCAGAUAAAAUUACUCUGGAGGAUCUUUUAGAAAAGUUCAAAAGGAAGAAGAAGGAAAAUGAUGAAACCAACAAUACAGAGAUUCCCACUCCGGGUCAAGUAGAAGUUUUCCCUACAAUUUCAAGAGCAACUUCUUCUUCGAAUCUAACAAGAGUCUCAUUAGAAAAUAUACAGCAAAAGAAUUUCAAACUCACACCAAAUUACAUUGACAAUAAAAUCGAUAUCAAUGAAAAUUCAUGGUGUGAUGACUUGAUUACACCGGUUUUAAAUUUUUUGUUCUAUAAUAUAAAUGACAAUAUUAAAUCACAAGCAACAAAAAAUAGAAAUAGCCAACGGGCCCAAUUAGUUUCAUAUGGACCAAGAGCACGAGUACCACAGCUUAUCCAACAUGUUAAUGAAGAUAGAAUACGGUUAGGAAAACUAGCUAAAGAGUCUUGGAACCAUAUGCUUCAUAUUUACAAAACGAAGUUAUUAGUCUUUGUAAUUGAUCGUUCACAUAAACUAUUUUCUACAAUGAAGAAAAUAAUGAAAAUUGAUCUCCCAACCAACAAUAAUUCAGAAACAGUAUUAGAAAUGAUUCAAGGCUUAUUGUAUCAACAAAAUUAA